Lytechinus variegatus (green sea urchin) is the source of this 1981-nucleotide messenger RNA. RefSeq names its product T-complex protein 1 subunit alpha-like. The transcript is spliced from 12 exons. Gene Ontology annotation, molecular function: ATP-dependent protein folding chaperone; ATP hydrolysis activity; ATP binding. Lineage: Eukaryota; Metazoa; Echinodermata; Echinoidea; Temnopleuroida; Toxopneustidae. Gene Ontology annotation, cellular component: chaperonin-containing T-complex. Gene Ontology annotation, biological process: protein folding. The record is from RefSeq and is a predicted model, not a curated record. The coding region runs from base 147 to 1835 and encodes 562 amino acids.
UUUCUCUAUGGGAAAUUGUGCAGCAGAUCGAUCCUAGGCCUAAUCGAAAUCGUGCAUGGAAACGAACCCGGUAACGUUGGAUCUACUGCCGAAAAAGUACAGUAAUUUAUUCGUCGUUGAAUGAACAGUAAUAUAAAGCUUCUAUCAUGUCUACCCUAAAACCGUUGACUGUCAGUGGGGAGAGGACAUCGGGAGAUACAGUGAGGACACAAAAUGUAAUGGCUGCUGCUGCAAUAGCCAACAUCGUCAAAAGCUCUCUUGGUCCAGUAGGAUUGGAUAAAAUGUUGGUUGAUGACGUGGGGGAUGUAACAGUAACUAAUGAUGGUGCGACCAUCCUCAAACUUCUUGAAGUAGAACAUCCAGCUGCUAAGAUUUUGGUAGAACUUGCUGAUCUCCAGGACCAAGAAGUUGGAGAUGGAACAACAUCAGUGGUCAUUAUUGCAGCUGAACUUCUAAAGAUGGCUGAUGAGCUUGUCAAACAGAAGAUUCACCCUACAACAAUCAUAAGUGGAUACAGAUUAGCGUGCAAGGAAGCAUGUCGAUACAUCCAGGAACACUUAACAAUAAGCACAGAUGAUUUAGGCAAGGAGAGCAUCAUCAAUGCUGCAAAGACAUCAAUGUCGUCAAAGCUUAUAGGAAGGGAUCCAGAGUUCUGGUCAGAGAUGAUCUACGAGGCUGCUCAGGCCGUCAAGACCACAGAUGCGAAGGGCGCCAUCAAGUGUCCCAUCAAGGCUAUCAAUCUCCUAAAGGCUCAUGGGAAGAGUUCGAAAGAAACUGUCCUUGUUCCAGGAUAUGCUCUUAACUGUACUGUAGCAUCACAAGCAAUGACCAAGAGAAUUACAGGUGCGAAGAUUGCAUGUCUAGACUUCAGCCUUCAGAAGACCAAGAUGCAUCUAGGUGUCCAUGUCAUCGUAGACGACCCUGAGAAACUUGAUGCCAUCCGUCAAAGAGAGUCUGACAUCACCAAGGAGAGGAUUCAGAAAAUCUUGGAUACUGGGGCCAAUGUGAUUCUGACCACCGGUGGUAUUGAUGAUCUCUGUCUCAAGUACUUCGUAGAAGCCGGAGCGAUGGCUGUAAGGAGGUGCAAGAAACAGGACCUGAAGAGGAUUGCUAAGUCAACGGGAGCGCAAUUAAUAGUCACCUUGGCUAACUUAGAAGGUGAAGAAACAUUUGAAGCUAGUAUGCUGGGACAGGCUGAGGAGGUUGUCCAGGAGCGUGUCUCAGAUGAUGAACUUAUCCUCAUCAAGGGGCCCAAGGUCAGGAGUGCAGCAUCCAUGAUCCUGCGUGGAGCCAACGACAACCAAUGUGAUGAGAUGGAGCGAUCUGUCCACGACGCCCUCUGUGUGGUCAAGCGUGUCAUCGAAAGCAGGUCUGUGGUCGUUGGAGGAGGAGCCGUGGAAUCCGCACUCUCCAUUUACUUGGAGAAUCUAGCAACCUCGUUGAGUUCACGUGAGCAGUUGGCCAUCGCAGAGUUUGCCAACUCCCUUCUGGUCAUUCCCAAGACCCUUGCAGUCAACGCUGCAAAGGACUCUGUUGAUCUGGUGGCUAAGCUCAGGGCGUACCAUAACACAUCGCAGCUUCAGGCCGAUCACUCUCAUCUUAAGUGGGUUGGUCUGGACCUGGUUGAAGGAAUCGUGCGAGACAACAGAGCCUUUGGUGUUCUGGAACCUGCCAUUUGCAAGAUCAAAUGUCUGAAGUUUGCCACCGAGGCCGCCAUCACGAUCCUGCGUAUCGACGACCUCAUCAAGCUCGCACCCGAAGAACCACCCCAGGGUGGCCCAGGAGGAGGUCACCCGGGCAUGGGUGGCAUGCCAGGUGGUAUGGGUAUGAUGUAACCUCUGACCUCUUAGCUGAUGUUCAUUUCGGGGAUGCCCCUUUUCAGGCUAUAGUCUGAAUUCAGACAAGCAACUUACUAGGGAAUAUAUGCUACUGCACAGGAAAGUUCCUAAGGAUGCAAAAUACUACAAUAGGAUUCCACGGA